AUGGCUAAAGAGAAAAUUCCUACUCUAGAUGUUUCUCAACUUAAAUCAAUGGAGCCUUUAGAGCACUUCAGCACAACCAAGGAUACCACUGACUAUCUAUGGUUUAUGACAAGUAUAAAAUUAGACCAAGGUGACUUGCCCUUUAGAAAAACGAAAAAUGUGGUUCUUGAAGUAUCAUCUCUUGGUCAUCUUUUGCAUGCAUUUGUCAAUGGAUCUGGGAAUGGAAACAACUUAGCAAAGAGUUUUAUCUUCAAAAAACCAAUAUCCUUGAGGCCAGGAGUUAAUAACAUAUCAAUCUUGGGAGCAACUGUUGGAUACCCUGAUAGUGGGUCUUACUUGGAGCACAGGGUUGCCGGAACGGGAGUUCGCACAGUGUCACUGCAUGGCCUUAACAGUGGUACCGUUGAGCUGUCAUACAGUGGAUGGUGGCAUAAGAUAGGUUUAGAAGGUGAAAAGCUCAACAUUUUCACAGAGCAAGGUUCUCACAGGUUUGAAUGGACCAAAGUUAACAAGGGACCAGCUCUUGCUCUAACAUGGUACAAGACUAACUUUGAUGCUCCUGAAGGAAAUAAUCCUGUUGCCAUUCAAAUGGAAACUAUGUCCAAAGGAAUGAUUUGGGUGAAUGGGAAAAGCAUUGGUCGUUACUGGUCAUCAUACCUCUCUCCUCUAGGAAAACCUUCUCAACCAAUUUAUCACAUUCCAAGGGCAUUCUUGCGGCCAAAGAAUAAUCUUCUGGUUAUAUUAGAGGAAAUGGGAGGAAAACUAGAUGGUAUAGAGAUCCUAACCGUCAAUAGAGACACAAUUUGCAGCAUAGUAGGGGAAGAUUAUCCACCAAAUGUAGAGACAUGGAGCAGAGAUAAGGGUGUGAUAAGGACCAAUGUAAACACUCCAAGACCAACUGCAAACUUGGUGUGUUUGGACAACAAAAUUAUUACUCAAGUGGAUUUUGCAAGUUAUGGUGAUCCAGUGGGAAGCUGUGGACAUUUCCUCCUUGGAAAAUGCAAUGCCCAAAUUAGCCAGAAGAUUGUGGAACAGUACUGCUUGGGAAAGAAAAAGUGUACAGUGCCUGUAGACAAGAACAUUUUUGAUAAGCAUGGAAAUACUUGUCCAGGAAGUUCAAAGACUCUAGCAAUUCAAGCGCACUGCGGCCGUAAAAAUGUGCGAGUGAGAGAGUCUCACUCAAGUUAGAAUUUGAAGAAGGAAGCUAGUGCUGUCAUUUUCAAAUGCAAUUUUAGAAACUUUAGACUGUGUACUUUUUGCACUCUUUUAGCUGUUUAUGAAUAUGAAUAGGAUUUAAUUUGAUCUGUAUAAGACCACAUUUUGGACUUUUAACACAAAUUUUUGGUUCAUCUGGAAAUAGAUAAGAGUCAUCUAGUUCUUCAUGCCACCGGGUUCUCUCAAUGUUACUUCAGAACAAGAGAUUAAUUUUAAAUCAUAUGGACUAGUUUAAGUUAAUGACUUAACCACACCCUCCUCCUUGUAGGCAACCAAAAGGUCAAAAAGAAUAUGAUCUACUUGGAUAAUCAUUAUUGAUCGUGCAUCAACUUCUAAUAAUACAACUUUGUUAUAGACUCUUGACUAUAUAAUAGGGACCAUGAGGAGCAUCCCAAGUACAAAGGAAAAAUAAAAGUGAGGUUAUCACAA
Molecule: messenger RNA, 1644 nt
Organism: Cicer arietinum (chickpea)
Lineage: Eukaryota; Viridiplantae; Streptophyta; Magnoliopsida; Fabales; Fabaceae
Source: RefSeq, a predicted model, not a curated record